Messenger RNA from Aspergillus pseudotamarii, 942 nucleotides. RefSeq names its product alpha/beta hydrolase. The transcript has 3 exons. The record is from RefSeq and is a predicted model, not a curated record. NCBI's taxonomy places the organism in Eukaryota, Fungi, Ascomycota, Eurotiomycetes, Eurotiales, Aspergillaceae. Bases 1 to 942 code for a protein of 313 amino acids.
AUGCCCUCGAAAGACUAUGUUUACAAGACCUCUGGGUCUCUGGAAAUUGCGGCUACAAUGUACUAUCGUCAGGAUGAAACCCGCUCGUCCAAGAAGCCCAUCGCUAUCGGAUUCCAUGCCGGUGGCUUCACUAUCGGCUCAAGAUUCCUCUUCAAUUCAAAUGAAAUAGAUGCCCUACUGGAUCUCGGGUUCGUGGUGGUGUCAGCAGAUCACCACCUAUGUCCCCACGUGUCACUAUACGAGGGACCCAUCCAAGAUGCAAAGGAUGCUUUCAACUGGGCACGGACAACACUGCCAGAUCUAGUUAAAAAGGAUGCCGAUAUUGAUGUUGAUGGGGACCGAAUUGUGGCAUUUGGGCAGUCUUCCGGUGGAACAUUAGCUCUUCAUCUGGGAAGCCUUCCAACCCCACCACGCGCAAUUGCCGCAUUCUACGCUGCCGCGUACUUCGAUGAUGAUAUCUGGACACAGCCAACUCCUGGCACAGAAAUGAUCCCUCCGAUUGAUAAGGCAUUCGCAGACAGCGUGUACGACGAGGCUCCUGCCUCAAUGACAAUUGUGGCACCCCAGCAGUUCAUUGCCCCAGGUACUAUGCCGAUGCCAAAUCUCUCGGUGCCCAGAGAUGCUUGGAUGGCUCUGGCAUUCAAAGAAGGACAGCACUUGUCCCGUUGCGUUAAGGAUGGAGACUUUGGUCGUGUUGAUCCAGCGACGUACUUCUCGCCGAAGUUUCCGCCGACGGUUUUCUUGACCGGAACCGAGGAUACGUUCAUCAACCCCAAGUUCUCGAAGCAGGCACACACGCAGUUGUCGGAUUUGAAUGUAGAGACGAAGUUAGUUCUAGCCGAGGGAGGCCAGCAUGGAUAUAAUUUCGGGAUGGAAAGAGAUGAUGUGCGUUUCAAGGAAACUGUUCUUCCAGGAUAUGAGUUCUUGGCAGAUCAUGUAUAG